UUUUGCAGAGUACAUGCAAAUGGUGGAGAGGAUGUUCAAGAAAUACUCCUCCUUCCAUCAGAUCUGGCUUGGACCGAGACUGUACUUACUUGUGAGCGAUCCUAAGCUUAUCCAAACCCUUAUGCUAUCCCAAGAAGCUAUAAACCGAGAUGAUAUUUACGACUUUGUAAGCCUUCUGGGCGGUGGUGGUGGACUAUUAACACUCAAAGGUCAGGAAUGGAAGAUUCACAGGAAGAACCUCAAUCCUUGCUUCAGUUACAAAAUGCUACAAAACUACAUGCCCAUCUUCAAUGUAAACGCUGGAAUCAUGAUGAAGAACAUGAGUGCUAAACUGAACAAGGGAUCAUUCAAUUUUUACGAAUUUAUGGAACCCUGUACGUUGGACAUGAUCUGUCAAACAACUCUUGGAACUGAGACGAACAUCCAGAAAGGACAGAAUCUAGACUAUCUUUACGCUUGUAACAAUUUGUUCGAACUGAUCACCAUCAGAAUCUUCAGGCCAUGGUUUCAUUCAGAUUUCCUGUACAAGUUCAGCCAUUUGCACAAGACGACAGAGAAACUACGCAAGAUCACUUCAGAAUUCGUGGAAAAAGUAAUCAAGAGCAAGACAAGUGCCACUGCAGAUGCAAAAGAGCGUGGAAUCAUGAAGGUGGAGCGUCAGGAUGAAGAUGAGUUGAUCUCGUACAAAAAGCAGCAGGUUUUCAUCGAUCAAGUAAUGGAUAUGUUCAAUGAGGGAAAACUUGCCACUUGGAAUGACGUCAAAGCUCAUGUAAGCACAAAUAUCGCUUCUGGAUUUGAGACUACAGCUCUUAUGAGCAGCUUCUGUGUCCUGAUGCUGGCAAUGCAUCCAGAUAUCCAGCAGAAAGUCUACGAGGAGAUCGAGAGUAUCUUUGGAAAGAAUUGUCGUGAUCCUGUUGUUGAGUAUAAGCACUUCACACGCCUUGAAUAUCUCGAUAGGGUCUUCAAGGAAACCUUGAGGCUCUUCCCAGUUGUACCGUACUUUUCCCGAAAAGUCAGCAAUGACUUCUAUCUUGCUGGCUACAAAAUCCCUGCUGGGGUGAGAAUUAUGAUCAGCAUCAUUACAGUUCAUCGCAAUAAAGAAAUCUGGGGUCCGGAAGCUGAGAAAUUCAAUCCUGACAAUUUCCUGCCUGAAAAAGUCCAAACUCGGCAUCCGUACUACUAUUUCCCCUUCGGAGGUGGGAUCCGGAACUGCGUCGGGAUGAAGUACAGCUUCCUUGCCGUGAAGACUAUGAUCAUCCACUUACUGUGCAACUAUCGUCUGAACACAGAACUGAGGAUGCAGGAUCUGCGGACAAAAUUUGAUGUAACGCUGAAAUUGGUCAACAAGCACAUGGUGUCCAUCGAGGCACGCUAGCCUAAGAACUCAUUAACUUAUUAGAUAAUUAGAUUUUGUUUUUUUUUUUAGAGUGCUAAGUAAAGAAAAGCUCAAGAUUGUU
This is a messenger RNA of Phlebotomus papatasi, 1457 nucleotides long. RefSeq names its product cytochrome P450 4c21-like. The record is from RefSeq and is a predicted model, not a curated record. The transcript is spliced from 4 exons. NCBI's taxonomy places the organism in Eukaryota, Metazoa, Arthropoda, Insecta, Diptera, Psychodidae. The coding region runs from base 14 to 1375 and encodes 453 amino acids. Gene Ontology annotation, molecular function: oxidoreductase activity, acting on paired donors, with incorporation or reduction of molecular oxygen; iron ion binding; monooxygenase activity.